Messenger RNA from Rhopilema esculentum, 3322 nucleotides. Its product is annotated as V-type proton ATPase subunit C 1-B. Gene Ontology annotation, cellular component: lysosomal membrane; vacuolar proton-transporting V-type ATPase, V1 domain. Lineage: Eukaryota; Metazoa; Cnidaria; Scyphozoa; Rhizostomeae; Rhizostomatidae. Gene Ontology annotation, molecular function: proton-transporting ATPase activity, rotational mechanism. The record is from RefSeq and is a predicted model, not a curated record. Gene Ontology annotation, biological process: proton transmembrane transport.
UGCGAUUUCGCGGUAUAUUAGGUCAUCUGCACAGUUUGGUUGGCUUCACGGCUGGGUCAUGCAUUGGCCUAAGGAACGCGUUGUGAAUUUUUGAACUCUAUCUUUUUGGGAAAAUUCGUGAAAGAAACGAAGCAAAAUAACGGUUUUUUGUGUGAGUUCUAUUAGCCUUUGUUCGAAAAAGAAUCAAGAUGGCCGAAUUUUGGUUGAUUUCAGCGCCCGGAGAUCGCAGUCCACAACAAACUUGGGAGAAAUGCAAAGUGGCAACAAAAGAUUUGUCAUUGAACUAUAAAUUAAUUCUUCCUGAAUUGAAGGUUGGAACUCUUGACACACUUGUAGGUCUAUCAGAUGACCUUGGUAAAUUGGAUGCUUUUGUUGAGAGCAUUGUGAAAAAAGUUGCUGGAUACACAGUAGAUGUUCUGGAGGAAAAGCAAGAUAAAGUAAUGGAGAACCUGCAAGUUAAUAGAAUGGACCCUGCGACCUAUCUGACAAAGUUCCAGUGGGACUCAGCGAAAUACCCAAUCAAACAACCUCUUAGAAAUCUUGCAGAGAUCAUUAGCAAGCAAGUUACCCAAAUUGAUGCAGAUUUAAAAACAAAGGCAAAUGCUUAUAACACAGUAAAGGGCUCACUUCAGUCCCUUGAAAGGAAGGCCACGGGCAGCUUAAUGACAAGGAACCUGAAUGAUAUUGUGAAAAAGGAAAACUUUGUUCUAGGUUCUGAGUAUCUUUCAACUCUGCUAGUUGUGGUGCCAAAAAGCCAAAUGGAUGACUGGAAAUUAGCCUAUGAAAAACUAACAGAUAUGGUUGUACCAAGAUCUUCAAAAUUAUUGUAUGAAGACGGAGAAAAUGGUUUGUUCUCUGUCACACUCUUCAAAAAAGUGGUAGAUGAAUUCAAGCUGCAUGCAAGGGAGAAAAAGUUUGUUGUGCGGGAUUUUGUUUACGACGAAGAAGAGUUGGCUGCAAGCAAAAACGAGAUCUCUCGUCUUACAUCUGACAAAAAGAAGCUAUUUGGACCGCUUGUAAAAUGGCUGCGAGUCAAUUUUGGCGAAUCAUUCAUUGCUUGGAUUCAUGUCAAGGCCCUCCGUGUUUUCGUCGAAUCGGUCCUUCGAUACGGAUUACCCGUCAACUUUCAAGCAAUGUUGUUACAGCCAAACAAAGGGAAAACAAGAAAACUGCGAGAUGUCUUGCUUGAUUUAUAUGCUCACUUAGAUUCACAAGCAUCCAAAGGAACGCAAGGAGAUGUGGACAUACCUGGGCUGAUGCUGGGGCAACGGGAAUAUUAUCCUUAUGUAUGCUUUAACAUCAAAUUAAAUAUUUUUGAACGCUAGAAAUCGAUUAAUGAAUUUUAUUGUAUCGAAUCAUGGAAUUUUUUUCAAAAUUAGAAUUGAUUUACCUGAAGCUCCUAUUUUGGUAAAGGUGACAUCAAAAUUUUGGAGCUGUGCUAUUCUUUUGAGUUAGCUAUCGGUCUGAAUUGAUUAUACUUUUGUUAAAAUAGCAAGUUUUUGAAAAACUCUUUUAACUGACUUUGGCAACCCUAUGAAAGCUGGUGAAUCCAAAAACUUAACUCAAGAAAUCAGGAAUAACAUCUAAUAUACGUUUCCAGAAUUUUUUGUUGUCAUGCUUUGGAUCUAUGUAGCAUUGGUAUGAAUUUUAUGUCACUACAUUUAAUAAGACUCUGUCACAGCAAAACAGGAAUGGGGUUGGGAGUAACAGAAGAAUUCCUAAAAUAUCAGUUGUUGCUUUCAUUCUAAUUGACUGUAGAUGUCCAGGCUAGGAUACUUAGGCCGAAAUGCCAUAAAUUAUGUUUGAUAAAACUGUAAUUCUGUCACAGCAAAAGAGUAAUGGGGUUUGAAGUAACAGAAUAAUUUUUAAAAUUUAGUUGUUGUUUUCAUUCUGAAUGACUGUAGAUGUCCAGGCUAGGAUUCAUAGGCCGAGACGCCAUAAAUUAUGUUUGAUACCAAGCCUUUUAGGAAAUCAACAGUAUUGGAUAAGGAGUGCUGCUAAUCUUUUCCAUGUGCUGUUAGUUUUUGCCUGCAUUUAUUUAUUUAAGAAGAGACCCUUUAUAUAUAGAGUUAUGAUUGUGUGGUCACUUUUAAAGGUCAUACCUUUGCGGGGCAGAGAGAUCAUCAAAUUGCUCUUUAACUUUGUCAAAUUUCCGUAUUUUUUUAUUUUAAGUGCACUUGUCAAUGUCGUGACGCAGUUGCCUUAUUAAUGCAUCUUCCCUCAAAGUAAACAUACUAAUCCAAGUUCUGAUUAUUGUAUCGAAUCAUGGAAUUUUUUUCAAAAUUAGAAUUGAUUUACCUGAAGCUCCUAUUUUGGUAAAGGUGACAUCAAAAUUUUGGAGCUGUGCUAUUCUUUUGAGUUAGCUAUCGGUCUGAAUUGAUUAUACUUUUGUUAAAAUAGCAAGUUUUUGAAAAACUCUUUUAACUGACUUUGGCAACCCUAUGAAAGCUGGUGAAUCCAAAAACUUAACUCAAGAAAUCAGGAAUAACAUCUAAUAUACGUUUCCAGAAUUUUUUGUUGUCAUGCUUUGGAUCUAUGUAGCAUUGGUAUGAAUUUUAUGUCACUACAUUUAAUAAGACUCUGUCACAGCAAAACAGGAAUGGGGUUGGGAGUAACAGAAGAAUUCCUAAAAUAUCAGUUGUUGCUUUCAUUCUAAUUGACUGUAGAUGUCCAGGCUAGGAUACUUAGGCCGAAAUGCCAUAAAUUAUGUUUGAUAAAACUGUAAUUCUGUCACAGCAAAAGAGUAAUGGGGUUUGAAGUAACAGAAUAAUUUUUAAAAUUUAGUUGUUGUUUUCAUUCUGAAUGACUGUAGAUGUCCAGGCUAGGAUUCAUAGGCCGAGACGCCAUAAAUUAUGUUUGAUACCAAGCCUUUUAGGAAAUCAACAGUAUUGGAUAAGGAGUGCUGCUAAUCUUUUCCAUGUGCUGUUAGUUUUUGCCUGCAUUUAUUUAUUUAAGAAGAGACCCUUUAUAUAUAGAGUUAUGAUUGUGUGGUCACUUUUAAAGGUCAUACCUUUGCGGGGCAGAGAGAUCAUCAAAUUGCUCUUUAACUUUGUCAAAUUUCCGUAUUUUUUUAUUUUAAGUGCACUUGUCAAUGUCGUGACGCAGUUGCCUUAUUAAUGCAUCUUCCCUCAAAGUAAACAUACUAAUCCAAGUAAAGAUACUGAGUCAGUUUUCACGGGAUAUUCGACCAAAUAACAGAUUUAAUAACUCCUUCUCUUUAUCUUGGCUAUUGAUUUUUACGUAACUGUGUUUAUGAAUGAACUUAUUUCUGUAGAAUUGGCAAAUAUUUUAUAUGCAUUAAUUUCAGUUUCUUGUUGUUAAA